This is a messenger RNA of Chara braunii, 2592 nucleotides long. Lineage: Eukaryota; Viridiplantae; Streptophyta; Charophyceae; Charales; Characeae. The record is from the annotation of a GenBank genome assembly.
GUACCUCCUCCUCACCUUUCGAUUAGCUGCCACAUGGUGUCCGCCGCAAGCAUGUGAGCUUCCACCAUCAGAGACGACAUCGAGGAGAUGGGGGUGUGUUUUCUCCACGCCCUCCCGCCCCAUGAUGCUUCAUCGACGGACUCAUCUUCGGACCCACGCAUCACCGAGCUUCUCGUCGCCUACGGCGACGUGUUCGAAGGCCCGCACGGAGUAGUACCGGAUCGGCCCAUCCGCCACGAGAUCAUCCUCGAGGACGGGGCUGUACCUUUGCGUGGUUGCAUCUACCGAAUGAGCGAGGAAGAGUUAAGUGUGCUGCGGGCACAACUCGACGACCUUCUUGAGAAAGGCUGGAUUCGGUUUAGCUCAUCGCUAUACGGUGCUCCCGUUCUCUUCGUCCGGAAGAAGAACAAGGAUUUGUCGUUAUGCAUCGAUUAUCGCAAGCUCAACGCGCAAACGGUCAGAAACGCCGGCCCUCUUCCACGCAUCGACGACCUUCUCGAACGGCUGGGCGGCGCGAAGUUCUUCUCCAAGCUUGACCUCAAGUUGGGAUAUCACCAACUCGAGAUUCGGCAGGAGGACCGCUACAAGACCGCCCGGAGUUUGGACGAGCAUGUGGAACACCUGCGCACCGUUUUGGAGCGGCUACGACAAGCCAAGUACAAAGCCAACCGCGACAAAUGCAAAUUCGCGUGGCAGGAGCUGGAGUACUUGGGACAUUAUGUGACGCCGCAAGGCAUUCGUCCGCUUGCGGACAAGAUCGAGGCCCUCCGCGUAUGGCCCGAGCCCACCAACACCACGGACGUCCGUUCAUUCAUGGGGUUGGCGGGCUACUAUCAGCGAUUCAUCACCGGGUACUCAAGGAUUGCUGCACCUAUGACGAUAUUACAAUCGCCAAAGGUGCCAUUCGUAUUCGAUGACGACGCACGCCCGUCAUUCCAAGCACUUAAGACGGUCAUGCUCAUGGCACCCGUCCUUAGCAUCUAUGACCCCACCCUGCCUACGAGAGUGACAACUGACGCUUCCAGCUAUGGCAUUGGGGCAGUCUUGGAACAACACGAUGGUGACGACUGGCACCCUGUGGAGUAUUUCAGCCACAAAGUGCCUCCCAUCAAUUCGCUUGAUGAUGCAAGGAAGAAGGAGUUGCUCGCGUUCGUGAUGGCUCUCAAGCGAUGGCGGCACUUCCUCCUUGGGCGUCGUAGGUUCACAUGGGUCACUGACAACAACCCAUUGACCUACUACAAGAUGCAGGAUACGGUGAGCAGCACGAUCGGACGAUGGAUGUACUUCAUCGACCAAUUUGACUUCACACCGAAACAUCUCCCCGGCCUCUCCAAUCGCGCAGCAGAUGCACUUUCGCGAAGACCUGAUCUUUGCACUAUGACACAUCAUGCUUUCGCAUUUGACGAGGAACUCCAGCGACACUUCAUCCGGGGCUAUGAGUUUGAUCCGGACUUCGCCAUGUUGUACGCGCAGCUAUCUUCGGAUCACCCGCCGACCAGCCACUAUCGCAUUGCCGACGAGUACUUGCUCCUCAACUCGAGAGGCAAGGACUUAUUGUGUGUCCCACGAGACCGUCGUCUUCGUACUCGCCUUCUCGGUGAGUACCAUGACUCGCGACUCGCCGGCCAUUUCGGAGUCAACCGCACCAUUGCACGGCUUCAACAACGAUUCCGAUGGCCCGACCUCAUUACCAAUGUCACUCGGUAUUGCGACUCUUGCGAAGUUUGCCGACGAAGCAAGCCCCGCAAUCGCAACCCCUACGGCGAGUUGCGCCUGAUGCCUAUCCCACGGGAACCCGGCCUCUCCAUUGCCAUGGAUGUCACCGGACCAUUUCCCCGUGAUCGCCUCGGGUACGACGGCAUCCUAACGGUUGUGGACCGUUUGAGUAAGUAUACGCGUUUUCUCCCUUGUAAGUACUACUCCACGGCUCCCGAGCUGGCACGCCUAUUGCACACCAGUUGGAUUUGCGGCCAUGAUGUACCGGAAGACAUAGUCAGCGACCGCGACACUCGCUUCUUGUCGACAUUUUGGACUGCUCUCAUGCAGGAGUCCGACACGAAGAUGAAACCAAGUUCGGUUCGGCAUCAUCAGACGGACGAGCAAACGGAGCGGGCACAUCAAACCGCUCAAAUGAUGCUUCGUACGCUCAUCCGUCCAGACCAGAAAGAUUGGGUUGACCGCCUCCCUGACAUCAAGUUCGCCUACAACACUUCGGUGCACCCGACGAUCGGCGUGACUCCAUUCGAGUUGCACCACGGUGGACGGAAAGGUCGUAUCUUCGCCGACCUUCUCCUCCCACGACCAGCCGACAUCGGCGCCGCUUGCUCUCCCGCUUCCGUCCGGAAGUACAGGGAGUUGCUGCCUCAAGCCCGUGCAAAUAUGCAAAAGGCUCAAGUCCGCAUGCAGCAGCAAGCCAACAGGCGUCGCGUGCCAUGUCCCAUCCGCGCCGGUGAUCUGGUUUGGGUCUCCGCGGAAGAGUUUGUACUGGAACAAGAUGUUUCACGCAAACUGUUUCCCAAGUGGUUUGGACCAUGACCCGUAACAUCAGUCGCGGGCGAUGAGCCCGAUGACCCUUCAUUUGUGAUCAACAUC